Messenger RNA from Durotheca rogersii, 2129 nucleotides. Its product is annotated as pantoate-beta-alanine ligase. The record is from RefSeq and is a predicted model, not a curated record. Lineage: Eukaryota; Fungi; Ascomycota; Sordariomycetes; Xylariales; Xylariaceae. The transcript has 2 exons. Gene Ontology annotation, molecular function: pantoate-beta-alanine ligase activity. Gene Ontology annotation, biological process: pantothenate biosynthetic process. Bases 400 to 1497 code for a protein of 365 amino acids.
UCGCUCCCUCUAAGAGGUACCUAAGGUGCUUCGCCCUAGGUGUUGUUGGGUACGUCAGGUGCCUAAACCACCUGCCAUCUCCCCUCCCGUCCUACUACGCUAAAGAACGGUACCGGUACGUAACGAGACGAAACGUUGCUCAGUAUCCCACAAGCAAACCAGCACAGUACGCCGAGAUGGCUGUAUACGAUUAUCCCGCGCGCCGAGAAGCUCCAAAGGGCAUCUCGCAGCCUUCAGGAGAACAGAAACCGCCGAGGUCUCAAUCUGCACAACAACUUGUGACGAGCCAAGAAAUCGUGCAUCCCGGCCUUCUUCACUUGGCCGUACCAAAUGGGGAGAGACGAACUGCAGCCAAUGCGGAAACCUGGUUGGUAACUUAAGCACUUCCUCCCUGCCGCCAUGUCGCUCUCGAUGCGGCGCGUCCUCGGGUCGCGUGCUCUCCGCCCGCCCCUCGUCCGAACCCUGGUCUCGAUGCCCAAGCUGAUUCCCGAGGCCGUCCCGACCGGCUCGACUCAGAUCUUUCGCACCGUCGAGGAGGUCAAGCGGUGGCGCCGCCCCCAGUACACGUGUCACCGAGUUAUCGGGCUGGUGCCUACGAUGGGCGCCCUGCACGAGGGCCAUCUCUCUCUGAUUAGCGCUGCCGUCAAGGAGUGCGACCACGUCGUCGUCAGCAUGUACGUGAACCCGGCCCAGUUCGGCCCCCACGAGGACCUGGAUUCGUAUCCGGCGAACUGGGAUUCAGACCUCGAGAUCCUCGCCGCGCUCGAGAAGAAAUUGGCCAAGAAGAUCAGCGCCGUCUUUGCGCCGACCACGAAGGAGAUGUAUCCCUUUGGGUUUCCGGGCCAGGAGGUCGACUCGAAGGGCAGCUUCGUGAUCAUCACGCCGCUGAGUGAGCGUCUCGAGGGCAAGAGUCGGCCGACCUUUUUCCGCGGCGUGGCCACCGUCUGCAUGAAGCUGUUGAACAUUGUGCAGCCCGACAAGGUCUUCUUCGGCCAGAAGGACAUCCAGCAGAGCCUGGUGAUUCAGCGGAUGGUCGACGAUCUCAUGGUGCCGACCAAGGUGAUCGUCUGCCCCACCGUCCGGGAGCCGGACGGUCUGGCUAGGAGUUCUCGGAACGUUUAUCUCGGUACCCGGCGACGCAAGGUCGCGAAAGUGCUACACGAUGCGCUUGCCAGCGCCAAGCAGCAGUACUUGAACGGCCGCGCGGAUCGGAGCUCGAUUCUCGGAUCCGCCAAUGGGCUGUUGGAGAGCACGCAGGCAACCCAGGUGAGCUUGCCCGCUGAGGAGAGAGUCCGGUUCGAGGUGGACUACGUCUCGUUCGCGGACCGGUUUACGAUGGAUGAGGUGGAGGAGGUGGACCCUAGCAGGGGCGCCAUCGUCAGCGCGGCGAUUAAGAUGCUUCCGGUCGAGUUAGCGACACCGGGCGAGGAUGUCGGGUACAACGGAGGCCCGGCGGUUCGCCUGAUAGACAACAUGAUCCUGGAGCCGUCGGGUUAGGUAUAUUGCGCAUUCGACUAGCUUGGGGGAGUAAUGCACAAGAAAGCCAGUUAGCUCUCGCGGGGUGCUGCGCAUUCUCGCUCACCGCUAUCCGUAGCUCAUCGUAUUCCCCCCUUCGCCGUUCCCUGCCCUAUACGAUGGGCCGGCUGUUCCACCCAAGGCAAGACAUGGCGAAGUAGGGAAGAGAAGUAAGGGGUGCAUAACGCCGGCCACCAAGCUCUCCUUUAAUACAUCCUGCUCCUCUCGGUGACGCGCAUCUAUCCUCUCUGUUGAUCCGCUACCUCCUAAUACCUGCUAGGCAGAGUACUUGGGCGUCAGCCACGAUGCCGCCUUGCAUGAUGCAUCUCUGCUAAGACGAGCCUCCGCUAUGUACGCCCCGUUGUGGUAGGUUGGGUAGUAUUGGGUGGGUGGGAAUGCCCCUCGCUAGAUCCCCAACCGAAUGCUAUGCCCUUCUCCAGCGCCUGCGGCCUUGGGUUAGGUACGUCCAACCGCCUAAGACAGGCAAAGGUACUGCUAUGCUGGGGACCUGGGGUACGCAAUCUAUGCGUGUUAGUACCUAUAGGUUAGGUACCUGUAUACCCGAUAUCGCGGGCGUUCCCUUGCCUCCCCCUCCUUCGAUACUCCUCGGGAUC